AUGGUCGCGGUCGUGGACGUGAUUGCAGUUGCCGUCGCCACUUCCACGACUGCGGUCCGACUAUCUCAUCACGGGGCAAGCCGGCCCGGAGGUAAAGAGGGAAGGGCGGGAGGUGGAGGCGGUCGCGUGACAACGGAAGGCGGGCAGCAGCGCCGCCGCGCCGCCCAAUCCGGUGCGGCCGCCUGGGAAUGGAGGCGGGACCAGGCCCUCAACCUGGCUUCCCAUUCACUUCUUGUUCGGGCCCCGCCCCCCGACGUCUCCUGCACUGCGGACCCGCCCCCGCCAACCGGCGGAUCGCGGGCGCUUCCCUCUUCAAGCUCAGCCCUGACUAGCUCCUCCUGCUAUUCGCUUUCACAACAUUCCCCGGAGGCCUCGCCUCCUCAGCCUCGCUUGGCAACCCGGUUCUGGCCGCUAGGCAGGCUCCGCCUUCUCUGCGCUGGACGCAGCCUCCGGCCUGGGCCUCCCAAGAUGCAGCGCGCGGGCGGGAGCAAACAAGCAAUGUCAUCUAAUGAACAAGAAAGGCUCUUCUGUUAUAAUGGAGAAGUCCUUGUUUUUCGUUUGUCUAAAGGAAAUUUUGUAGAUGAAGGGCCUACAAAAACAACUGUGUUACAUGUCCGAAGAAUGGUAUUUGACAGAGGAACAGGAGUAUUUGUUCAGAAAUCCACUGGAUUCUUCAGCAUAAAAGAAGAAUACUCUCAUUUAAGAAUUAUGGGUUGCGACUGUGUUUCAGAUUUCAGAACUGGAAUUAAUCUGCCUUAUAUUAUGAUACAGAGCAUUAAAAAGAGUAACAUUUUCAGAUAUUUUCUACUAUUUCUUCACAGUACCAAUAAAUUUGAAAAGCGUUUGAGUUUUAGCCUACACUGUGAGUUGAAGGACAGCAUAAGGGUCCUUAAUGGCCCUUUAGUUUUAUGGAGACAUGUCCAAACAUUCUUUUAUAUCUCUUCCCAAACUGGCAAAGUUGUUACUAUGUCCAUUAAGUUUUCCUCUAUUGAGUGGGCAGGAGAGAUUGAAAAUGUAGGUAUGGUUUUGUUAGGACGAAAGAGAUGUAACUUAUCUGAGGAAGGAUGUACCCCACAGCCUUCAAAAUCAGAUUAUGCAACUUGGAAUACUCAAUUUUGUGUAUACUCGCUCGAAAGGGAAGAAGUAAUAAGUGAUACAUACAUUAUCCCUCCUGUUUAUACCGGUGUGAUAACAUGUGUGCAUGUCUGUGCAACUGAGAUUGUCAACAACCGGUUAAGAAUGUCGCUGAUUGCUCUUACUCAAAAGAAUCAGCUGAUUUCAUUCCAAGAUGGGACUCCUAAAAGUGUGUGCCAGCUUCCAUUUGGAGAUCCUUGUGCAGUUCAACUUAUGGAUUCAGGUGGAGGAGACCUCCUUUUCGUCAUAUCCUUUAGGGCCAGUGAUGCUUGUGCUGUUUGGGAAAAGAACUUUCAGGUUGCUGCUAAGUGGGAGAAAGUUAGCUCAGUACUGAUAGAUGACUUUCUUGGAACUGGAACUGAACAAGUACUGCUACUUUUUAAGGACCCCUUGAAUUCAGAUUGCCUCAGUUCCUUUAAAAUAACAGACCUGGACAACUUAAACUAUUCAAGUGAAUCAUUGGAUUACAAUGAAGAUGACUUAUUUGACGGCAAAGAGAAUUAUUUGGUGGUUCCACCUCUGGAAAGAAGAUUGAAAGUUGGUUUGGUUUCUGUUCAGGAAUUACAGCAGCAUCUCUUGCUUAAGGAAAAAGUUAUUUCAAAAUCUUACAAGGCUUUAAUGAACCUGUUUCAAGGGAAAGAUGAUAGUACAUCAAGUGCAGAGGAGAAAGAAUGUCUUGCCACUCUUUGUGGUGAAGAAGAAAAUCCUGUCUGUACCUUUGAUGAAAAGUUAUCAGAUAAUUUUCAAGAUUCAGAACAGCUAGUAGAGAAGAUAUGGUAUCGUGUAAUAGAAGAUAGCUUGGUUGUUGGAGUGAAAACCACAUCUUCUUUGAAGGUGUCCCUGAAUCAUGUGACUUUAUCGCUGUCAAUGGAUCAAGCCCCUAACUCCAGCUUUCUGCUCAUUAAGUGUCAAAGUAGGGUGAUCAAGUUGAGUAGGAAAUCUUCCCCAGUACCAGGCUCAGUGCCAUAUGAAAUAGGAUCAGAGGUAAAAAAAAUCAAGUUGAGUGUUGAUAGUGAGGAAGAGGAAGAGAAAGAGGAAAGCGUUGUUUUUGUACAACCAUCUGAGAAAGAGUAUGUGCAGAUGAUUACUGCUGUAACAUCUCUUUCGCCACUUUUAGCAUUCGGUAAUUUUUGUUGCAUUGUGCUGCUACAAAUUAGAGAGAGAGAGAAUGGUAACCGUUCUGCAACUCGUUAUGUUCAGUGUGGCAGAAUUGCUUUAAGUCUAGAAGAUCUUUCAAGUGGGAAAUACCUGCUGACAUUUCCAAAGAAGAAACCUAUAGAACACAUGGAAGAUCUCUUUGCGCUUCUCGCGGCCUGGCAGAGAGCUUGUUUUCAAAUCAUAUCACCCAGCUAUGCUCUGACUUCAAUGAAGGUAUGGCUCUUAGAACACAUGGAAUGUGAAGUUAUCAAAGAAUUUCCAGAAAUUUGCUUUUGCAAAAGGCCAGGAAGCUUCUAUGGGACACUCUUCAACUGGAAACAAAGAACACCAUUUGAAGGGAUUUUAAUAGUCUAUUCCAGGAAUCAAACAGUUUUGUUCCAGUGCCUUCAUAAUCUCAGCAGUGUUCUCCCUAUAAACAGUUUCUUCAAAUAUCUAAAAUUAGGAAGUGAGGAUUUCCUAAUUGGUCAUUUGGGAUUAGCUUUGGAGAAGGAAUUGGUUAUCCUUGGUUCUUUUUCUUCUGCCUUAGUUAAGGUUGAAAGCAACUUGGUGCAGAGUUGUGAAGCAAGCAAAGAAAAGACUAGUGGUGAUGUGGCUGCUUUAUCAGACAUAGAGGAAAGCAUCCAUGCCUACAGAAAAGAACUUCAGAGAGAAAAGAAGCAAAAGUUGGGGAUGAACCUAAAAGUGAGUGGUGCCCUUUACAGAGAAAUGACUUUGAAAUUAGCUGAGGUUCAGCUGAAAUCAGACCUUGCUGCCCAGAAAGUGACUGAUUUAUAAUUACAAUCUCGGCUUGGUUAUAUUUUAGAAUAUUUUUCCCUGCCAGAAUGUUUUGGUCCUACUUGUUUUCAUCUUACAUUAUAUGCCUUCUCUGUAAAAGUAAAGAUUGAGGCUUAGUGUAGAAUCUUGAAGAUGCACAAAAUAGCAUGCCUUAGAGCAGCACUUCUCACCUAGGCUCAUUUUGCCUCCCAGGGGCGUUUGGCUAUGUCUGGAGAUAUUUUUUGGUUGUCAGGAGUAGUGGCAGGUGGGGAGGGCAAGAGAGGGGUGCUAUUCAGAUCUAGUGGGUUGAGGCGAGGGAUGCGGCUAAACUUCCUACACAGCAAAGCACAGCCCCCGACAGGGGAGGGUCCAGCCCAAAUGUGAAUAAUGCCUGGGGUGGAGAAAUCCUGCCUUAGUGUUUCCACUUAAGACAUAGGUGAUGGAACAAUAUUUUGUUCUAAAUUUUCAAAAAACCUUAAGUAGCCCUUUUAUUAUACUCUGCUUAGUAAAACCUAGCAUAUAAAAAUGAGCUUCAGGGCUUCCCUGGUGGCACAGUGGUUGAGAGUCUGACUGCCAAUGCAGGGGACAUGGGUUCGUGCCCCAGUCCGGGAAGAUCCCACAUGCCGUGGAGCGGCUGGGCCCAUGAGCCAUGGCCGCUGAGCCUGCGCGUCCGGAGCCUGUGCUCCGCAACGGGAGAGGCCACAACAGUGAGAGGCCCGCGUACUGCAAAAAAAAAAAAAAAAAAAAGCUUCAAACAGAUACACAAGGUUGUCACGAUUCAGAAGUUUCUGUAAAUAUCAAGCCCCUGUGGAAGUUUAAAUGGCAGAGUGUCUAGGUGAGACCAUUAUGGUGGAAACCCUUAUUAAAUUAAAUUUUCUUAGAAAGCCUCUAUGAAAUUGUGUAAGUCUAUAGGCAUGUGAAAAUUUGGGGGCAUUUCUUUGAAAAGCAUCUCUCUUUCAAAAGGCUAAGCAUACCUCAUAGGCCACUAUUUUUAAAAAAUUGAAAUUGCCUUUAAGCCAUCUGAAAUUCCAACUCUAGGCAAAGCUAAAAUGUAAAAUCCUAACUAAAGUAACUUAAAGAAUAUGGCACUCCUUAGGGACUGAGAAAUUUAAAAAUAAGUGAAAAUUCACUUCAGUUAAGUGAUUUUUUAAGGGGUCCAGUGAGGCAUUUCAAAGGGAUAAAAAUUCAACCUAUUCUCUUUUCUUUUUGGAAAAAAUAAGAAUUCUGAAGUAAUAAGAGAAUGUCAGGAGAAGGAAAAAGACACAAAAGGAUAUGGGCCAAAAGGAAUGUUUCUGAUCCUUUUUGCUCUAAAAUCCAUAAGUGAGAUGGAAGUUUCUGUCUCACUUGAGAGACAUAAAGAUGAUUAUAGAAACCGGCAUUUCACACUUGCAGCAGUGAAGUGCUAAUCCCCCCACCCCAUGCCUCAGAAGUGCUUGUCCCUAAUGAUCUGGUGAUGCAAGUGGGUUUUUGAGAAGCUAGGUUAUUACUGUCUUGUCUCGGUUUUUAUGGUUGUCCAUAUAAUAUGCUACCUCUUUUUUUAGUAAUCCAUUGCAAAUUGAGUUCUAUAGCUCUAUAGCUCGAUUUCUAUGAAAUUUCAAUGAAAAAUAUUUCAGACUUUCUGGAAAUGAAAAUGUGAUAAUUUCAGGAUUAAUUGUGGAAGUCAGAAAGCAAUGUGUGUCAGUAGGUGUAGUGAAACUUCCCAUGACAUGUUCUGAAAGGACAACCAGGUAGAAAAUAUAGGAACUAAAUUGUAAAAUGGAGGCUGUCAAAAAACUAAACAGAAUUUGAUUGUAAUAGUUUAUCUAUAGAAAAGCUAGGAUAGUAAAAAAAAAAUAGCAUAUUGCUUAUUUUUUAUUUAUAAAAGCAAACAAAAGGUGUUAAUCUGUAUGUACCAAAUAACCUCUUUACAAGUGAGCUUUGUACUCCAGUAUAAUUUGUUUUUCUUUUUCUUCUUUUUCUUUUUUCACACACACACACACACACACACACACACAGUAUUUUAUUUUUACAAGAGAUAAAUAAACUGACAACAAGCAUUGUAAAUGGAUGACUACAACAAAAGCAACAAUGAUUGCAAUUACCAAACACACUCAUACUAUGUCAUAAUAUUGACAUUCAGUCCAGUAAUCCUCCACUGUAACAGCUCCUUUACUUU
This is a messenger RNA of Orcinus orca (killer whale), 5200 nucleotides long. RefSeq names its product FA complementation group B (gene FANCB). The transcript is spliced from 10 exons. Gene Ontology annotation, cellular component: Fanconi anaemia nuclear complex. Gene Ontology annotation, biological process: interstrand cross-link repair; negative regulation of double-strand break repair via homologous recombination; positive regulation of double-strand break repair via homologous recombination. The record is from RefSeq and is a predicted model, not a curated record. Lineage: Eukaryota; Metazoa; Chordata; Mammalia; Artiodactyla; Delphinidae. Bases 1 to 3066 code for a protein of 1021 amino acids.